ACUUUGGUAGUGGCACCUGAAAGUGAUAACAUGUAAGAGAUUAUCACAGUGUGCAUCCUGUGUGGCUUAAGAUAAGAGUUGUACAAUGAGGGACAGCUAGUAUUUUAGAACAGGCAAGGACAGGAACUACAGCAUCACUCCUCACAGUAUGUCAUUCCGACUGGUUCGACAAAGCAAGUUCCGUCACGUAUAUGGCACCUGCUUAAAAAGGGAACAGUGCUUUGAUAAUAUUCGAGUAAGCAAGUCAUCAUGGGAUUCCACAUUCUGCGCCGUCAAUCCAAAGUUCUGCGCCAUUAUAGUAGAAUCAGGUGGAGGCGGAGCAUUCAUUGUCCUCCCACUCAGCAAAUUAAAUAAGGAAGGCAUUUGGGAACCUGAUAAGAAGGGUGUGUUGGCUGGGCGUAUUCCCCCUGAUCAUCCACUGGUCGGUGGACACAAAGGCCCUGUGCUGGACAUCGCCUGGGAUCCCUUCAACGACAAUGUCAUAGCUUCAGGGUCAGAAGAUUGCGUCGUUAAAGUCUGGCAGAUCCCUGACCAUGGCCUGGUAACGACCAUGACAGAGCCGGUAGUUGACCUCGUCCACCACCAGCGGCGAGUUGGCCUGGUUCUAUGGCACCCGACAGCAAAUAAUAUCCUCCUCUCAGCUGGCUCAGAUAAUGUGAUUGUCAUCUGGAAUGUGGGCUGUGGUGAAGCUCUGAUCACCAUUGACACAGUUCAUCCAGACCUCAUCUAUUCGUGUAGUUUCAACUGGGAUGGCUCACUCCUCCUAACCACCUGCAAAGACAAAAAGAUCAGGAUCAUCAACCCCAGGGAUGGUGAAGUGUUUGAGGAAGCAACAUCUCAUGAAGGAAGCAAGGCCACGCGUGCCAUCUUCCUACGAAAUGGACUGGUCUUUACCACUGGAUUCAGCAAGAGAUCAGAGCGACAGUACUCUCUCCGCGCCCCAGGCCACCUCGAUGACCCCAUCACAAUGGUAGAGCUGGACUCUUCCAAUGGUGUAAUGUUCCCUAUGUAUGAUCCAGAUUCUAACCUAGUUUUCCUUUGUGGCAAAGGUGACAGUGUUAUCCGUUAUUUUGAGAUCACACCAGAAGUGCCAUUUGUCCACUACAUCAACACCUUCCAGUUACCAGAUCCACAGCGAGGUAUUGGCAUGAUGCCCAAACGAGGUGUUGAUGUCACCACAUGUGAAAUCACCCGAUUCUACAGGCUCAACAACAAUGGCUUCUGUCAAAUCAUCACCAUGACAGUGCCAAGAAAGUCAGAGUUGUUCCAAGAGGACUUGUACCCAGAUACCCCAGGAGAUAUUCCAGCAGUGUCUGCAGAAGAGUGGUGGGAAGGUGUCUCAAAGGAACCCAUUCUCAUGUCAUUAAAAGAUGGGUAUCAAGCCACACAAAAGUCUGAGCUCAAAGUUACCAAAAAGAAGACCAACAUCUUAGAUAAGAUGCCGCCCACUGGGAAAGUGAAGUCUGAAGAAGAUGGAAAAGCAGUUGCUGUUUCUACAGAAGCAUUGGAGAAGGUCAAAGAGGUCACCAAAGUCAAUGAUGACUUGCGGAAGAAGAUUGAUGAGUUGCAGUCAGAGAUGAAGAAGUUCAAGGCAGUGUUCUUGAAACAAGAGAAUCGCAUUAGGGUCUUGGAGACCAAGCUCGGAGAGCUGACUUCUACUGGCGCACCCCAGACUCAACAGCAGAUGGUGCCUGUCACUUCUUGUUACAAAAUUCACACAGUGAGGAAGCGGCCUGUGCAAGGUCACAUGGUGCAUGCCCCAAGCACUCUCUCUGCAAAUACGGUCAACAACAAUUGUGACAUGGCCCCAGACGAAGUGUAGAUUGCAGAAGCUACCAGAACUGAGUCCUUCUCAUACACAAAGUUGGUGAUGUCUGUGUGAAUUGUGAAGCGUUUUCACUCAUACCUUUGUAAAUUUCCUUACAUCACAUUAUAGUCAGUUACUAAGAUAAGAGGAGAGUCUUCUUGCAAGCUAGAUGUGCCCAAAGCACUUCUUGCUCAAGCAUCUCCCUGCUUGGUACACCCCAAUGAAGAGUAUGGCUCGAUGAGCAUCUUAAUAUUUCAGCCAUGUGGCAAACAUUCUUGAGAAAGGUUGUACUCUAUCCUUAUCCUUAAGGCUGUUUCUCAAGAGACCAGUGACUGUGGUGCAUUGAUUGUUUAUAGUCAUGUGACCCAAGUGAGUGUGAAGGCCUUGUAUAUAGUGUGUUUUAAGGACUGUCACAAGUCCAUUGCUCAGUAGUAACCAACCAGCUGACCCAGCCUAAGCCUAGCCAACUUCCUUCCAUUAAUAUCCUCAUUACUGGUUGUUGUAUGUUCACUACCCUCUAGGAUGCUAGUAUCCUUGUUCUGUUGCCCCAACUUAACUAGCUAACAGGACCUCAUCAGCAUCACAUUACUAAUGAUAACCCUUCAAUUAUUGUGAUCUCGGAUGUGAUUGUUAACAUUAAAUAUAAGUAUAUUUAAUAGGCAGUCAUUACCUGAAUCCAAUUAAUGUGGGAGGGGAAAUAUCUGCUGUACAAACUAUCUGUACAAAAUUGUACAAUAUAUAAUACUUGUUUCCUUACAAAAGUAGGUAGAUAGAUAAAACCAAAUGAUUCAGUACAUUCUUGAUGUCGCAGGAAUUGCUGAAUCAAAAAUGUUUGAUGCACUGGCUCAGCUGAAGUUGCUGGCAGAUUUUAUUGAUCAGUACUACUAUCAUCAUCAUCUGUAUCAUUAUUUUUGUUUAUAUAAUCAUUAAUAUUAUAAGUUUCAUUGUUGAUUAUUUUUAUUAUUUUUUAUUAUUAUUUUAAAACAAUAAUUUUACUUAUUUGGCUCAGAGUAGUUCCUAUGCAGUGUCCGCUUAUUAACACCCACUAGUGAGGUUGAGUGUAGCUUUAUCUUCUAUAAUCAAUAGGUUGAACAUGUCCAUCAGGUUAUUGUUGCAGUGAAUUACAACUGCAGCUUCUUUUAGCCCAAAUUUUGAAGCUUGAAGUUUCUGUAUGAAGACCCCCAAAAAGAGAGACAGAGGGGUCUGCAGUAAGCCAUAUUGUCAGUGUUGGUCAGGCUACCUUGCUCCAUUACCAUGAUUUGACCUGACUCAUGUUUCAGGAUUUGGGCUCAACUCUUCACUUCCUUCCAUUAUUCCUUGGUAUGAAUUUUAUACCCAGGACUAUUUGGUGAUUUAAACUACUAUUUAUUAAUUCUGUAUUUGUGUUAGACUAAUGCUUCUCAACUAUGAUGAGAAGAACUUGGAGCAGAGGCACACACCUGGUUUCUUCUGAGUUAACAGAGCCAAAUGUUGAAUGAAGGGUAUUUUAUGCUAUUACUAUUUUCAGAUAUUUUUAGAAGAAAAUUGUAUAUUCAAUGUCUUUGAUUUAUUACGAUGUAUAAUUUUUUUUUCUUUGUUCCUGUAACCCUGAUAAUGUAGCUUCAUUGCUUUCAAAAGACUCCCUUACAUUUUCCUUUGUCUUUGGCCAAGUGUCUUGUCUUGUAAUUGUUCCAGUAGAGGUGCUCAAAAUUAGCACAUAUUGUGUUUCUACAGCUUAUAAUGUCUCGCAGGUGGUAAAGUUUUAUUGUUGGGUUCCUAGAGUCACUUGUUGCUUAUGCCUGAACAGGGAUAUUGUUAGUCAUUUUGUCCUCUGUAAAUUCCUCUUCUCAUUCGUAAAUGAAAUUGUAAUGAUGGAGCCAUAAAAUAUGUGCAAUUGUAUAAGACAAUAAAAAAGUCAGUGUUUUCUACCUACUUAAGAGGAAAUGUCCUUUAUCCCUUUUUUUUUCUUUUUUUUUUUUUACUUUAAAAUUAUUCAUUUUGUCAUGCAAACUUAGGUAAGCUGUAGAUAAGAGAAUCCCUUGUUUUGUUGAAACCAAAGCCUUUGUUAAAUAGCUGUUGGGAUAAUAUACCAGAGCUAUAUAUUUGAUUUCUUUGAAAGUUUUCCUUGUUAUCAUACAAAGAGGAAUAUGCAAUCUUUUGUGUUUUAUGGUUUCCCACUAUAUGUGAAUUUGAAGUAGAAAAUUUUGAAAAUUGAAAGAGUGCAUUUUUUCUGAGGUGAUAACAUGCUUUGCAACAGUAAUUCUCUAUUGUUGUGUUCAGGAGUAAGGAGUGGGGUUGUGAAUCAUUCAACUGAACUCAAAACUUUCUUUUUCAGUUUAUUAUUAUUAUUAUUAUUAUUAUUAUAUAUAUUUUUUUUGGUUACUUAAUAUGUCUUGUGGUUUUAGCAACAAUAUGCAAAUCUUAUUAUAAAUUUGUAAAUUUUAAUUUGACACAUCCUUCUCAGUAAUUUUCAAGUUCAAUUAAAAUUCAAAUAUUAAAGUAUAUUGAUGAAAAUGAUAAUUUUGAUCAUGCCAAUUAUUAAGCGUUGUUCAGCAUUUAAAGAAAAUGGUGCUAAGCUGUAAUUGUUUUAAAUGUAAGCCAUAGUAGUAUUUCUAAGAAUCUUAAUUGAUAUAAAAAUCCACAGGGCUUUGUCUCUGUGCCUUAAUACAGGGCAUGUUUUAGUGCUCUGCAGUUUUCAUACCCCACCCCUUACUAUUUGCUGCAUAACUGAUUAAGGACUUAUAUGUGCCAUUUUGAUAACUGAAGCUCGAAAUAUGUAAGGUUUAUUCAGCACAAGCCGGGUUUAAUAUGGAAUAUUCAAGGAACCCUAUAUAACUGACCCAUAAUUUUUUUUGAAUGCUUAAAUUUUAUACCAAUGUAGAUUGGAUAAUUUGAUUUUUUUUUUUUUCUUUUUAUUCUCUUAAUGCAACUGUUUUGUUAGCACUAUUUAUAGUAAAGCAAUAAAGUGAUUAGUUUGGGUUGUGUAAAUGAUGAUUGUAUAAAUUCAGAUUGAAGUAAUUUAUUGAAAGAAUUAUAAAGUUAUGUAACUUUCAUGCGUUGUAUUUGUUUCAUUAAUAUUUAAUACUUUAUUUACAACUUGGAAAUGACUUGUUAGUAUGUAGUAUUUAUUUACAAAAUUGUUUGCCAGUAAUUUUUAAAAGAAUUUACAUAGUGUUAACAACUGUACACAAUAUUUGCUUUUUAAAACAAAUUGAUUUAUAGAUUGCAUUCAUAUGACUGUACUGACAUCUCCAUGAACUAGGUCAGGGCAAAGCGGCCAUAUUACACAAAAGCAAGCAUUGGUCUAAUGGCUAGCAUAUUGCUGUACUUAAUGCACAAUUUUUGUAAUUGUAUUGAAAAUAAAUAGAAUUUUCUAGAAA
Penaeus indicus is the source of this 5166-nucleotide messenger RNA. RefSeq names its product coronin-6-like (gene coro). Bases 149 to 1822 code for a protein of 557 amino acids. The record is from RefSeq and is a predicted model, not a curated record. Lineage: Eukaryota; Metazoa; Arthropoda; Malacostraca; Decapoda; Penaeidae. Gene Ontology annotation, biological process: actin filament organization. Gene Ontology annotation, molecular function: actin filament binding. The transcript is spliced from 12 exons.